AUGGAUGUUGAUGAAGCUUUGGAGGAUGCAGUAAUAUCAUAUGUUAACAUGGACGCUAGAGAAAAUGGUGCAUUAUCACGUCGCCCUCAAGAAUCAGGACAUGCUUUUCGAGCAAAGCACAAUAUUGCUCGAAAUUUCAAAAAUAAUAUGAUGAUGGCAAAAUCCUGGUUGCCUCAUCCAUUUAUCUGUAGACACCGCAAUGCAAGAUUGUUUCAUCAUGAAUCACGUGACACGUGUUGUAAUGGUGGGAAGGUAUCAUUCUCACGAGUUGAUGCUCCUAUAGAAUUGCAACAAUUAUUUUUGGAUGGUUCAACUGAAGGAAAACAUCUUAGGCAACAUAUUAGAAGUUAUAACCAUGUGCUUUCAUUCACUUCAAUUGGUGUUCAUGUUGAUGAGAAUAUUAUUGCAUCUGGUCGUGGUAUAUACACAUUUCGUGCUCAAGGUGCUUUUUACCAUAACAUAGGAGGUAUCCAAAUGAGGGUGUCAGGCCGCGUUUCUUACAACUAUACAUCUACGACACCGAUAAUGAGCUACAUAAUAGAAUGCAGGAAAAUCCACAACUGCACCAAAAUAUAG
Molecule: messenger RNA, 576 nt
Organism: Lathyrus oleraceus (garden pea)
Lineage: Eukaryota; Viridiplantae; Streptophyta; Magnoliopsida; Fabales; Fabaceae
Exons: 2
Coding region: 1-576 (191 amino acids)
Source: RefSeq, a predicted model, not a curated record